AUGAGCUCGAACUCGACCAUCAACAGAGACUCCGGUACCUCCAACUCUGGAAUAUCGAAGAAAAAUAUGAACGUGUUAGACGGCAUCAAAGGAAAACUCCCCGAGGACCGCCGGAUGAAUUUAACCGAGGACUCCUUGCGGUCGCGAGGAUCCCACCGACGAACAAACUCGCGAGAAAUCGAGAACCUCUCCUACGACAUCGACUUGGACGAUAAGAUUUUAGACGCUUCACACGCGUUGUUAGCCAUCAAUAUCGGCGGGGGGAGUCGAAGAGGCUCGGGAGGAGAGUUGAAUUCUUUGCUCCAAAACCAACCACAGACGAGCACGGCGGGAAGCGCGGUCGGGAGCGCGGCGACGCCGAGCACGUCAGAUACGGAAGCAGACGUGGUGACGAGCACGAAGAAGAAAAACAAACAACAGCAAGUGGACAGGACAGUGAAGAUAAAAGCGAUGGUGUUUAGUGGCGGAUUCUUAGUCGAUCGGGGCACCGGGAAAGAGUAUUUAGGCGGCGAGACGAGGAUCGUGUCCUUGAUGCGAAACGCGACGUUCGAGGAAAUGAAGACGAAGAUUGUCGAAGAAGAAGAGCCGACGAAGAGGAACAACGUGCAAAUUUUGUAUCCGGAUGGCGAUCAUGUCAUAUCGGUGAAGAACGACGACGACGUGGAGACGAUGAUGGAGGAAUGGGAGACGGUACACGCGGUUGAUUCGAGAAAGAAGUUGAAAAUAUACGUCGUCGAGAAGGCGACGAACAUGUACGGGUCGAAUAAUCGCACUGCGAUGGAACUGGACGCGAACAGAGAUGAAAAUAGCAAUAAACAACAACAACAACAAGGAGAACAACAACAACAACAACAACAACAAGUAGCAGAGAACAAUAACGCGACGACAACAGUAGCAACGAGGACGACGACGACGACGUUUGAAGACGCCAGCAACGGCGCAAUCGACGAAACUCAAACGAGGAACGGGUCGCCGUCUCUAAGCAUCGAACCUUCAAAGUCGCCCAGAAGUCACGGAGGAUUGCAAAUUAUUCCGAGAUCAGACCUUACCUUAGGCGCGCGGUUAGGCGGUGGUGCUUUCGGUGAAGUCUAUGCAGCGGUAUGGCGAGGCGCGGAGGUUGCGGUGAAAUUUAUCAAUCGCGAGUUUGUAUUUUCGCCCCCUGGUUCUCCAAAACGUCACGGUCGCGACGGGUUAGAUAACAUCUUUGAAGACGAAGAGUUUAUUAGCAAUAGUAAUAGCGGCGAUGAUGACGCUGAUAAUGAUGACGCUGAUAAUGAUGACGACGAUUUUAAGGAUGAUAAAUCCCGUCGCCGAAAUAACGCGAAGAAAAACAUGGACGAUAUGGACAACAUGCACAAAGAGAAGAAAAGAAAAGAAAAGGAAGAACAACACGAACACUUUUUGCGCGAGGCUGAGACGUUGGCGACUUUAAGCCAUCCAAACGUCGUCUCUAUUUUCGGUGUCGUGACCGAUGGCGAUCGUCCAGGUAUCGUCGAAGAAUUUCUGAGCGGAGGAUCGUUACAAAGAGUCUUGGCGAAAGAGCGCGAACGCGCGAAAGAUCGCGAGGCGGCGAGACAAGACGCGGUUAAGAAAGCAAACGGUGACGUAGCUUUACAGGCUGAAUUACUCGCGAAAGUUGCCGCUUCAACCGCCACUCGUUCUCGCUUAGACGCCAAAACGCGUCUGCAGCUCUGCUUAGACGUCGCGAGAGGAAUGGAGUACUUGCACGCGAAACGGUUCGUCCAUUUCGAUUUAAAAUCCGACAACGUGUUAGCCGCGGUGAGAGGUCGACGAUUAGUGUGUAAAGUGUGCGAUUUUGGUUUAUCCAAACGACGUCGUUCACAAGCCUCGUUCGUAUCAGGCGUCAACUCUCGACGAGGCACGUUGCCUUGGACCGCGCCAGAAGUCUUGCGCAGUCCAGAUAAAGUGACGGAAAGCGCAGACGUGUAUUCGUUCGCCAUCGUCAUGUGGGAGCUCUGGACGUCUCAAUUACCGCACUACGGUUUAGACGAGUACGCCUUGUACGGCGGACUCAUGAUGCACCAACUUCGUCCAACCGUCCCUGGCGACGACGCUUUAUCGCCUCGAACGGGACCGUAUCGCGCGGCGACUAAGGACGCGCAAGUCACCGUCGAUAUCGACCCUCCCUGCGACGGUUGGGAAACGUUGAUGAAAAACUGUUGGAAAGAAAAUAGUAAAGAACGUCCAAAGUUCGUGGACAUCGUCGCCAGCUUAGAAGCCAUGAAAAAUGAACACUUCGACGGAAACGCGUUCAGCGGGACGCCCCCGGUCGUCAACAAGAGCACUGGCGGCAAGAGCAACAAGCAGCCGUCGCCUCUGAAGUAG
Messenger RNA from Bathycoccus prasinos, 2346 nucleotides. RefSeq lists its product with no specific name. The coding region runs from base 1 to 2346 and encodes 781 amino acids. Lineage: Eukaryota; Viridiplantae; Chlorophyta; Mamiellophyceae; Mamiellales; Bathycoccaceae. Gene Ontology annotation, biological process: protein phosphorylation. The transcript has a single exon. Gene Ontology annotation, molecular function: ATP binding; protein kinase activity; protein binding. The record is from RefSeq and is a predicted model, not a curated record.